Molecule: messenger RNA, 1074 nt
Organism: Sinocyclocheilus rhinocerous
Lineage: Eukaryota; Metazoa; Chordata; Actinopteri; Cypriniformes; Cyprinidae
Product: cysteine and glycine-rich protein 3-like
Exons: 6
Coding region: 32-559 (175 amino acids)
Biological process (GO): sarcomere organization; cardiac muscle contraction; muscle tissue development
Cellular component (GO): Z disc; nucleus; cytoplasm
Molecular function (GO): actinin binding; structural constituent of muscle
Source: RefSeq, a predicted model, not a curated record
UUGUAUAACCUGUUCUCUGCCAGAGCUGAAGAUGCCAAACUGGGGUGGAGGAGCCAAAUGUGCGGCCUGCGAGAAGACGGUUUACCAUGCUGAGGAGAUCCAGUGCAACAGCCGGAGCUUCCACAAAACUUGCUUCAUCUGCAGAAGGGUGGUGAUAGUCAGACAGUCUGAGACUGCUAACACAAACACCCCUGCAGUUCGCCACCAUUCAAGGGCCUGUUUCCAUCUGCUGCGGAUGACAUUGGCCGGGAUGCUCUGGCCCAAAGCUCCCCAUCCUGCAUCUGCUAACUCAAACCCAAGCAAGUUUGCACAGAAGUUUGGGAGUACGGAUCGCUGUCCUCGCUGCUCCAAAGCCGUUUAUGCAGCAGAGAAAGUCAUGGGUGCUGGAAAGCCCUGGCACAAAACCUGCUUCCGCUGUUUACUGUGUGGGAAGAGCCUGGAAUCCACCACAGUGACGGAUAAAGAUGGAGAGCUCUACUGUAAAGUUUGCUAUGCCAAAAACUUUGGUCCAAAGGGGCGUGGCCUGGGGAACCUGGGUGUGGUUGAGGACAAUGAAUAACAAGCUUAGACCAACCCAAUGCAGCCGCUUUUUCCACUGCACACAACAACCGAAUAUGUCUGUCAGAAUUUGCCCCUUAGUGGCAGUCCUGAUGAAUUUUUUUGCAUGUUCAGAAAAGGAGCGCAAUAGCAAGAGCAUUUAACCUCUAAAACAUUCACCAUGGUGGAAUAAAUAAAAGUGUGCAAAAAUUAAAUUAUUAAUUAAUGAAUUAACUAAAUGAACAAUGUAUUUCUUCUUUAGCAAUAACUAUGCAUUAUGACAAGUUUUAAUGCAUUCAUAGCUCAAUUUGGAUCUGAAAAUUCCACAUUUUCCAUAGAAAAUGAAUGGCUAAUGGUCUAUCAAACGCUAUUUGUUGUGUGCAGUGAAAAGCCAGCUUUAUACUUCAAGCUGAAGUGUGUCAGUUCCAAACAGAAUAAAAGAACAAAAGAAAAGAAAACCCCCCAAAACUCACACCAUUGGUUGAACCAAUGUUCCUGUGUGUGGACUUUGUGGUUAAGCAGUAUAAUGUUGUGAUG